AACUCUCCCUCCGCGCCCGGGAACAUGGCAUCGGCCGCGAUUGGGGCCCCGGCCAGAGCCCUGCUGCGGGCGGGCGCUGAGCAGCUGCUGCGAGGAGGAGUCCUGGGGCUUUUCCGGCCGCGACUUGGAGCAGGCACCCCUGGCCUGGAGCGCGACUUCAGCCUCUCUCACAGUCGGGGCACAGUCAUCGUGGAGCGCUGGUGGAAGGUGCCGCUGGCCGGAGAGGGCAGGAAGCCGCGCUUGCACCGGCGACACCGUGUCUACAAGCUAGUGGAGGACACGAAACACAGCCCCAAAGAAAACUUGGAGCUCAUCCUCACGCAGUCUGUGGAGGAACUUGGAAUCCGGGGUGACCUGGUCUCAGUAAAGAAAUCUGUGGGCCGUAAUCGACUCCUUUCUCAAGGACUAGCAGUGUAUGCAUCCCCGGAAAACAAGAAGCUGUUUGAAGAGGAGAAAUUGCUGAGACAACAAGGAAAAUUAGAGAAGAUUCAGACCAAGGCAGGUGAAGCGACAGUGAAAUUUCUGAGAAGCUGUCACCUGGAAGUGGGAAUGAAGAACAAUGUCAAAUGGGAGCUAAACCCUGAAAUAGUUGCCCGCCACUUCUUCAAGAACCUUGGUGUUGUGGUAGCCCCCCAUGCAAUAAAAUUACCAGAAGAGCCAAUCACACGGUGGGGUGAAUAUUGGUGUGAGGUGACGGUAAAUGGGCUUGACACUGUGAGGGUGCCUAUGUCUGUGGUGAACUUUGAGAGGCCCAAGACCAAGAGAUACAAGUACUGGUUAGCCCAGCAGGCUGCCAAGGAAAUGGCCUCCAAAAGUGCCCAGAUGCUCUGACCUACCCUCCUUCCAAGGCAGCCAGAUGUCUUCAAGACCCCGAUGUUCUGCAUAGUAGAAUCAGAGGAGCCGUAGAACAAAGACAGGCCAGCACCCUGAUCUCACUCACACCUCUGACCACAUACCGAAUUUUAGAGUGUAUAUGGGGACAUAGGACUGAAGUGCACAUAAGUGUUGAAUUCUCCAUAUGUGCCAUCACCGUCUUCAACUGUCUUCACAGUCUUCUUUACUGGGACAAGUCUGCUCAAGAAGUACCAAGCCGUAAGUUUGAUAAGCUACACGUUAAUGGACCAAAGUGGUCCACAUCGAUCCCAUCUAGCCUCUUCCUCCAUCGGAGCACACUGGAACAAACAGAAAGAGCUGGCCAUCUUCUCUAGUACUUGGCUUGUUCUCAUCACCCAAACCAAACAUUUGGUUUUCAAACAGAAAUAAAGAGGUUAUGUUUGUUCUU
Messenger RNA from Loxodonta africana (African savanna elephant), 1282 nucleotides. It is a transcript of the gene MRPL9, whose product is annotated as mitochondrial ribosomal protein L9. The record is from RefSeq and is a predicted model, not a curated record. NCBI's taxonomy places the organism in Eukaryota, Metazoa, Chordata, Mammalia, Proboscidea, Elephantidae. Gene Ontology annotation, molecular function: structural constituent of ribosome. Bases 25 to 831 code for a protein of 268 amino acids. Gene Ontology annotation, biological process: translation. The transcript is spliced from 7 exons. Gene Ontology annotation, cellular component: mitochondrion; ribosome.